CGAGGUUUUGGGUUUUGCACUCUGCUAACUGGUGAGGUCUGCUUUGCUCAUCCUUUCUUCUCCAUUUUUCAGUUUGAAGAAUUGUGGAGCGUUUCAACUUCUUCAAAUCCAUCAAAAUCCCAGCACAAAUCCUCUCCAGAAAAUCUGGUUACAGGCUUCUAUUCAAAAGAGAAUAGUACCUCAGCUGGAUUUUUGGGUAUUUUGGAAUUCCAUGAUUAAUUAUGAUUAUUAGAAAAGAGUCAACAGAAUCAUGAAAUAGAAGCAAUUUUUGGGAAGCUGGUCCUUUGCUAAAUGAGCUUUCCUAUCUGCUAGGGAAUUUGUACUUGUUGAGAAAAUGUUAUCCUUUCAGAUUGGUAUCUUUCCCAAAUCCUUUUUGCCUCUUUGUCUAGUGAAAAACAAUCAUAAUUCCUGCAACAUGCUGCCUGUUUCUGAUGUUACUCGUAGUACUCUAAGUCAUUGGUGCAACGUCUGGCCCUCCUGUGUACACCAUCGCCGUUUUUUAAAAACUUCCCCUUGCUUUGCUACUUCAAGAAAAUCCGAUUCCAACCCUGAUCCUGAUCCUAAUCCUGACUCGAAGCCUAAAUCUAAAGCUGAAACAGGAAACCAGGACCAAAAGUCUGUAGUUUCCCAUAACAAAGAUGAAAAUCCAGAUAAAAGCUUCCCAACAACCAUUCCUAAGAAGCCAAGACGGGGUCGUAGGAGUGAAGCUGUAGCUGUUGAAGAUUUUAUACGCGACUCACUUGAACAAACUUUUGAAUCAAUCCGGCAGCAGAAUCCAGAAGUUUUUGAAAAUAAGGAAAGUGUGAUGAAGGAUAGACUUGAAAAUCAGUUUGAUUGUGACAGUAGCAGUGAUGAAGAUGAGGACGAGGACGAGAAGGAUAGUGAAGCCGGUAAAAGAGGAAAGAAGAUGGUGGUGGAAGAGGAUGAUCCAGAUUGGCCAUUGGACGCAGAAAUUGGGUGGGGAAUUAGGGCAUCGGAGUACUUUGAGCAGCAUGCUAUUAAGAAUGUGGUGGGUGAAGAUGGUUUUGAGAUUGACUGGGAAGGAGAGAUUGAUGAUAGCUGGGUAAAGGAGAUUAACUGUCUGGAGUGGGAGAGCUUUGCUUUCCAUCCCAGUCCGCUAAUUGUUCUUGUAUUUGAGAGAUACAAAAGGGCAACUCACAAUUGGAAGACUUUGAAAGAGCUAGAGAAGGCGAUCCAGGUAUAUUGGAAUUCCAAGGACCGGUUACCUCCUCGGGCAGUCAAACUGGAUAUCAAUAUCGAGAGAGAUUUGGCAUAUGCUCUUAAAGUCAGGGAAUGCCCACAGCUUUUAUUUUUACGCGGAAACAGGAUCAUGUACAGAGAGAAAGAGUUUCGCAAGGCUGAUGAAUUGGUCCAAAUGAUUGCUUAUUUCUAUUACAACGCGAAGAAGCCUGCAUGGAUUGAUGAGGCAUCCAUAUGUCGACCUUAUUAGGGAUUUCCCCCAAUCUUUGUCCUUUCUGAACACAAUGGACACCGAUGCUAAAAUCAGAAGUUGACUUGGGGAAACAUGAACAAGUAAUGUAUCAUCUAUCCUGAGACCAAAUAUAUGGACUUUUUUUACAAAUUAACUCAUCUAAUUUAGAUGAGUAAAUUUGUAAAUAAAGUCCAUAGAUUAUAAAUCUUGCUCAUUUUUGCUGAAUUACAAUGAUAUCGGUAUUUCUGCAACAGGCUUCUUUUGUUUCUUCCUUUUGAUUUCUGAGUUUUUGAUCCACUGCCUUGAGAGAGUGAAUCUUUUUUCUGAAGGGGAUGCUUUGGGUUCAUUUAAAAAUGCAUGAAAAAGGCACCGACGAAAUACCAGUAAAUUCUUGGUGACAGUUUAUAUUAUUUGGAUUUGGAUUUUGUGUUUCUAGUGUUUGCCCUUUUUUGAGUGGAGUCGUUAUAGCUUUGAUUCCAAUUUUAGAGACCAGAUAAGAAGAGAAAAUGGAGAGAAAAAGAAGAAUAUUUGGUAUUUUUUCUUUCAUGAGAAGUUGUGAAUACACUUGGUUCAUAUAUAAACAGUGCAUGUUUUAGCUCUUCUCUCAA
Gossypium raimondii (Peruvian cotton) is the source of this 2040-nucleotide messenger RNA. Its product is annotated as thioredoxin-like fold domain-containing protein MRL7, chloroplastic. The transcript has 6 exons. Lineage: Eukaryota; Viridiplantae; Streptophyta; Magnoliopsida; Malvales; Malvaceae. Gene Ontology annotation, biological process: regulation of DNA-templated transcription; chloroplast organization. The record is from RefSeq and is a predicted model, not a curated record. Gene Ontology annotation, cellular component: chloroplast stroma. Bases 335 to 1450 code for a protein of 371 amino acids.